UCGUCUAUUGGCUGGUGAGUGAACAAACGUAGCAGUAAACAUGUCUUGUGCUUCUAUCGACAGACUCGAGAGCUUCUGCUAGUUUUUCUUUUUUUAAAAGCAGACCGUUUUAAAGUGAUGUUUUUUGUUUAAGAUUAUAUUUGACGUUAAGCAGGACUUUAACGUGCUGUGUGUAUUUACAUAAGCUAUUUCGUUCCAUCCUGCGUUUGCUUCCAUGGUAACUAUUGACUACAAGGUCAGACAAGCGCUGCAAAAGUGGCUUGUCGAGUUGCAAAUCAAUAUUUUUUAUACUGACGUUAAUUUGUGUUAGUGUUAAGCUAACUGUUAACUAAACUGUGACAUCUUGAAGUUGCUAUGAAAUCCAGCGGACCACUGUUUACGAGGCAGAAUCCAUUCCCACCUGUACCCACGGUGAAGACGAGGGCACACUACUACCCAUCACGCAAGAAGUCCCUGUCAAAAAAAGAGAAGAAAAUUACUCUAAGUCCUGUUCGUUUACAUCAGACCUCUAAUAGUCCACCUCGCUCUCUAAGCCGGGAAAGCCAACAGCUGUAUGAAAUUCAUAAUUUUCCCUCCAGUGAUGGACAGCAUGUAUUUACCGAGAUCUGGCCCUCUACCGAAUGUGGAUCCUCUCCUGAGGGUAAUGCUGAUAUCCCUGAAAUGUUGCCACAACUCUCUACAAAAUUAGAGAUAUCCACAGUUCCAUCUGGAGUGAAGGAGGAUUCUGUACUCGCAAAAUACAUAGAACGUUUUCGUCAUGGUCGGCCUCAGAGUCGAGCAGAGCGCCGACAGAUGAUUUCUACUGAUGGGCAGGAACAGAUCCCGUUUUGGUGGAUGAUCCAUUCAUCAGUCCCCAGUUCAAACCCAGACGGCCAUGAUUCUACCACUGACAGUCUAGAUGCGCAGCCUCAACAUGACAUAUUCUUAAAUGUCGGGUCUGACUGCUCUCAGGGGGAAUAUGAUGAUACAGAAUUAAUAAACCUUCAAGAAAGAGCAAGCAGACUUCUACUGAGAGGCGAAUGUAGUCCGAGUGAUGGGUCCAUUCCUGUUAGUUCAGAUGGCCUAGGCUGCUCCGAUUUCUCCUCUCCCAUCAGUGUGAACGAGCCAGUGCGACAGCCUUUGAUUCCCAGUUUGAUGAAAUCAACUAAUGCGGCUAUCUGUCCAGACCCAGCUGCUGCUGCCUCCUCUCAGAAAUAUGUCAUGCCCACCAUGACACCUCCCACUCGCCCAGAGGACGAUAUUUUGUUCCAGUGGCGAUUACGGAGAAAGAUGGAGCAGGCUAGAGGGUGGUCCCAGUCAAUGAAGCAAUCAGGGCUUCAUGAUUCUGCUUUCUGCUGGCAAGCCCCCAGUUUGGUCCAUGAAUCAGUCAGUGGAGAACCUUACAAGCAUCAACAGAGCUCCCAGCCUCCUCGCUUCUCAGAAAGCGACGCACAUCCACACAUGACCUCUUCCCAAGCAGAAACCACUGAGGCCCACAGACGAGGUGCUCCAGCUCUAAGUUCUCCACUCUUCCUUACUGCUGGUGUUCCCUCUUCUUCUGUGAUGUCUCAAACCCAGACUCUUUCCCAUAUUCCUGCUCACAUGCACUUACUCUGUGAUGUCCUUCCCUGCCCCAACCAGCCAACUCUUGCUAAUGAUGAGCGAAGCAUUUCACAGAAGCUGCCUGAGCCCCAAACCAAAGCUGUCCACAGAGAAACCCAAGUCUCAGAAAGCUUAUUGAGAACCAACAGUGACGGGCCUGUCAAAGAACGUUUGCCAGCCUCACGGCAUGCAUCCUCUGGAAACAUAAAAGGAGAUGGUCCUAGUCAGCAAAAAAUACUCCGUAAGAACAAGAAGAAGAAACUGGUGACAAAAGAGUCUGACCAGAAGACAGCCCUACCUUCCAGGCAGCAGAGGAAAGCUGUGAGGGAUUCUUCAAAUUCGAGCAAUCCAAAAAACACAUCAUCAGUAAAAGAGCAUCAUCAUGAUGAAGGCAAGACGGUUCCAAAGGAAAGCUGCAGUGGGGGUCAUGGACCACCGUCCUCUCCAGUUCACUCUGCCUUAGGACAGGUAGUUUCAGAGGUUUUGUUCCCUACGGUGGCUCAGAAGACUCCAGUUUCAUCCGUUUCUACUCCUAAAAACAUCUCCUCACCUUCAGUUCCUUUAAAUGUUACACAGAACUCGCUGCAGGUCAUUUCACAGCUGCUACAAGAGGCUGAAGAUUCUGAUGAAAAAGAGUUUGAAGAUGACCCUCUGUUGCAAGUCCUCCGCCAACAGAGAAAAUGGGUGAAAGAUCAGAUAAGAGAGGUGGACGUGAGGCUGAAUGAAUUCCAGGAGGGACAAGCAGUGGCUUGAACAAAUCAGACUGUUUUUUUGUUGUUGUUUUUUUUGCAGUUUUAUAUUGAAAUAAAGUUUAUUUAUAUGAUAAUAUUUCAACAUACAGUUUGGAAUAUGUCUAUAUGCAUUAAUUACAAUCACAAUAUAGUGCAUUUACAAAUGUUGCUCAAAGGUAUAGCAGCUUCAACAGUGAGUUAGGAAUAUUUACAGAGAGCUGUUUGUUGAAAUACUGUGGACGAUCGACGAGCAACACUAGAGGAGUACU
Xiphophorus hellerii (green swordtail) is the source of this 2581-nucleotide messenger RNA. RefSeq names its product proline and serine rich 3 (gene proser3). Bases 355 to 2334 code for a protein of 659 amino acids. Lineage: Eukaryota; Metazoa; Chordata; Actinopteri; Cyprinodontiformes; Poeciliidae. The record is from RefSeq and is a predicted model, not a curated record. The transcript is spliced from 13 exons.